GUUUCAAAGAAAAUUCAAGAACUUUCAACUGUUGUUCACGUAAAUAAUUUCAAUUUGUCAGUACCAAUGCAUCUUUUCAUUACUUUCCUAUUGGUUAUUUGCGUUAUUUUCAUGGUGCAAGCUUGUGCUCCACCACCACCAGCACCACCACCACCACCACCACCAGGGGGAAUGGCCCCCGAUGAUCCUCAAGCACGGCGAAGAGUUCAGAAGAGAGAAGUACUAAAAGAAGAACGAGCAGUACCGGAACCAUCACGAGAGCAUGAUGAGGCAGAUGGUACAGGAGAAGAGGUGCCAAAAGGACUGAAAGGUAGAAAAGAGCCACAACGAGACGAAGGACUACCAAAAACAUGA
This is a messenger RNA of Acanthocheilonema viteae, 354 nucleotides long. Lineage: Eukaryota; Metazoa; Nematoda; Chromadorea; Rhabditida; Onchocercidae. The record is from the annotation of a GenBank genome assembly.